Molecule: messenger RNA, 1138 nt
Organism: Klebsormidium nitens
Lineage: Eukaryota; Viridiplantae; Streptophyta; Klebsormidiophyceae; Klebsormidiales; Klebsormidiaceae
Source: the annotation of a GenBank genome assembly
GCAGGGUUUGGAUUUCAGUCGAUUUCAGUGAGAAAAGCUCGGGAGCUUUCAACUUCAAGGUGGAAGAGAGCGGCUCAAAAGUGUGGUCGCAAGUCAUUGACAUAAGAGGGACCCUCUUCUCCUGGAGAAGGAUAAUCUUACCUGCGGCGGAGAUCAGCACACACCCUGCAUUCUCUAGAGGCUGACAAAUUCAUAGUCACUUUCACUUUCAACAUAAGUGAGCAUCCAGGACGCGGAGCAAGCACACAAGGACUGAGCUCACCAGCUGCAGGACUCCAUUUGUCAAUGCAUUCUUCAUUUCCCAGCUGCUGACAUCAGUUGUUUGUGAGCUCAAGGGCGCGAAGAGAAGAUUCAGGUUUUCGAGGUUGCCCUUUGGGAAGAAAACGGCAUCAUGGCUCUCCUUGAUGAAAUAUGGCACAAAUAUGGUCCAGGCUUGGCAGGAGCUAUAUUUGGAGCUGGUUGGUGGUUUUGGGUUGACGCUGUGGCCAUCAGCAAGACCAAGGUCGAAUUUGUCCACUACUUGCCAGGAAUUUUUGCCACCAUCGCUGCCCUCAUGUUUAAUUGUGUACGAAGAGAAGACCUCCAGGAGUACGAUCCCUACGACGAUGGCGCCGGGUGCAGGUCUCGGGUCUGGCUUUUCCUUUCAUACGUCUUGUCAUUUGUGUCACUGGCGGGCUCCGUUGGCUUGCUGAUCAACGACUACGCGAACCCGGCAAUAACAUCAACAUGGCCUGGUGUGGCUGGCGUCUGUCAAUGUACAUUCAUCUUGGGCAGCGGCCUAUUGUAUUGGAUGUCAAGAUCGUCUUCAGACUCUUGACAGGGCAGGUCAAGCGGCACUGCUGAUGUAAGCUGCCAGAACUGAUGCCACUCCCAUAGCACCCUCGAAUAGGACGAUAUAUAAACACUGGUUCGAGUUUAUAAGCAGAUCUGAUUUGCCUUUAUUGAGCCCUCCGAAUUGACACACUACUUCAACAUAUGCAUUUGAGAAAGGAGAGCUGGACGUGAUGCGAUCCAAGCUGUAGCAAUACGUCACGCUGUAUCAUAUCAAAGUUGAUUGUCGAAUUGAAAUAGAGGACUUGUUUCGUCUCAAGGCCUCAAAUCUAUAAGCACUAUCCAAUUCUAUAGUCGAACAUCUGAC